AUGGGCGGCGGGGACCUCAACACGAAGAAGUCUUGGCAUCCGCACCUACGUAAGAACCAAGAACGAGUAUGGAAGGAAGAGCAGAACGCUUUGGAGGAGCGCAAGCUCAUUGAAAAGCUACGCAAGGAGCGUGAGGAGGAGCGCCAAAUUGAAGAACUGCAGCGCCUUGCGGAAGCAAAUGGAGGCAAAGUGGCUGUAAAGCGCGUAGACUGGCUUUACAGUGGCCCAAGCGGGGAUGGUGCAGCAGUAACAGAAGAGCGCGAGGGCUACCUCCUUGGAAAGAGGCGUAUCGAUGGUCUACUUAAGGGCAACGACUCGCAAGCCUUGCAGAAGGGUGCUGCUGUCGGCAUCGAUGCGGUCGGCAACGGAAAUGCGAACUCUACGCGCGACACACAGAAGAAGGUGCUGCAGGACCCCCUGCUCAUGAUUCAGAAACAAAAGAUGGAGAUGCAGCUCAAGGCCAUGAAGGAUGCGCAAAAGCAGAAACAGUAUGAUGAGAAGCGAGCGAAGGAGAAGGAGCGCGAGAGGAAGCACAAACACAGAAAUGGCCAUCGUGAUCGCGAUCGCUCGCGCUCAGCUGACGAAGAUCGGGAAAGGCGGCGGCACCACCGUCGCGACCGCUCACGCUCAGCAUCUAACGACCGCGAUGAUCGUGAGAGGCGACACCGCAGACAUCGACGAGACGACCGGGCCGACAGCCGCCGACGGUCGCGUUCAAGGUCGCCACGCCGUCGCGAUGAUGAUCGAGAGAGGCGUCAGCGCUCACGUUCAAGGUCCCCUUACCGGAAGAGCCACCGCGAUGACUACCGCGAACGGGAAAGGGACAGUUACCGGAGGCGAGAUCGGGCACCUCCGUCUCGCGAGGAGCCUGAAGAGAACGGACACCGCGAACGAGACAGCUACCGUCAGCGCGAACCACCUCCGCCGAGGGAGAACAUACAUCAACAGCGAGCACAAGAGCCAACACCUCCACCCAAACCGGACAUGGCUGCGCGUCUAGCUGAAAUGCAAGUCGCGGCAUCAUCACUGGAAGAGCAGCGCGAAGAGCGCGUGCGGUUGCGCGAGGCUGAAGAUGCUGCUACAGAGGACAAACAUAAGAACAACAGUGACGGCCAAAAGCGCUUCAUUGCUGGUUUCCGAAGCAAGGCCGCUGAGGCAGAUCUCGGCGAUGCUAUCUCUCGCGGCCGGCAGGGUUUCAGAAGCUCGGUGGACGCAUAA
Messenger RNA from Didymosphaeria variabile, 1218 nucleotides. It is a transcript of the gene CWC25, whose product is annotated as RNA-splicing factor. NCBI's taxonomy places the organism in Eukaryota, Fungi, Ascomycota, Dothideomycetes, Pleosporales, Didymosphaeriaceae. The record is from RefSeq and is a predicted model, not a curated record. Gene Ontology annotation, cellular component: U2-type spliceosomal complex. The coding region runs from base 1 to 1218 and encodes 405 amino acids. The transcript has a single exon. Gene Ontology annotation, biological process: mRNA splicing, via spliceosome.